AUGGUUGUCUUGUGGAAUCUGAGCGAAGGGAUACAACAGUGUAUCGCGGAUACACUAUUUGGCUCAAAUAAGAGGCCCCCGACGACGAAACUGACAGCUUUAGCCAAACAUCGUCCCCGUGCAAAAUUUAAUCUUUUGGACCUUCCUAACGAACUUAUCUAUGCUGUUGGCGUUGCCGCUGAGAGAAGAGAUGCCAGGGCCCUGUCAACAACAUGCCGUCGACUUCGAGAGAAUCUGGCCAGUAUCGUAUGGUCCAGAGUUAAACUCUCUAUCGGACUAUGUGUAACCUCUAGCGAUAUCGAUACUUUCGUCGCCUACCUUGAAGAACACUGCGAGAAGUUUGGCCUCAUCAAAGAGGCAACUAUUCACUUUGAUGGUUGUCGCACCGAAUGUCCGCCCUGCUGUGUUGAUGAGCUACUAUCGGUGCCUAAGGCUGCAUAUAUCAUUAACGCGAUGACAUCGCUCGAAUCACUCUCACUCGACGUUCAGAAUCUCUCUGCCAAGCAAAUCAAGACGUUGACAGAUGAACUCCGUUCCGGACCUAAUAUUGAGGUUUUAGAGUUAAAGUGCGAAAAGAAUAGUCGUUGCUUGAUGGAGUGCGUUGGAGAGGCCACAGGCCCCGGUUCUUCCCAGUCCAUAGCAGCACCAGAGAUCUCCUCGCAUCUUGGGAGCCAGUCCACAAGAGCCACGAUAUCCAGACCGAAGCACAAAUCAACAAACGACUGCGGAAUAAACUAUAUUGCAGAAAGAUUCCCGCAACUCAAGUCACUGGUCAUUCGGGAACCACUGUUUGACGGAUAUCAGUUGACUAAUUCACACUUUACUGCCGACAAAAUACCUCAGAUCGAUGGCAUGAUGCUAGGCACAGCGUUAAAGGAGAAGCUACCCACCCUGCAGCGGUUUGUUUGCACAAUACACUUUGCCAAUCCUAUUGAUCUCGUGCCUCAUUUGUCCCGCUUCAGACCUCUCAUCAGUAUGGCUGCAGCAAACCAUCCGGCACUGAAUGAGAUGGUGAUUAUUUUAAGCCGCAUGUACCUGAUUUGUUGGAAGCGUGAGAGCAACCAUAUCUCUUUGAGAGAAUGCUAUGGGCCGUGGCUCUUCCGCUCUAUGCCUAUAUUUGAGCAAACUGUGCUCGAGUCGCUGUUACUCAAUACUGUACCACUAGAACCCGCCGAAUAG
Messenger RNA from Fusarium graminearum PH-1, 1179 nucleotides. RefSeq lists its product as uncharacterized. Gene Ontology annotation, molecular function: protein binding. Bases 1 to 1179 code for a protein of 392 amino acids. The record is from RefSeq and is a predicted model, not a curated record. Lineage: Eukaryota; Fungi; Ascomycota; Sordariomycetes; Hypocreales; Nectriaceae. The transcript has 3 exons.